GUUUGAUUUGUCGUUCCCUGAUGUCCGCCCACGAGGUUAGCGACGACGGUUCAUCGACAUCUUCUCCCGGGACCCGACGACCUGUGACCAAUUCGCCACUGAUCUCUCGGUUUUCCUUCGUUCCACCAUGUCCACUCAAACGCAAGUCCGUAUUGUCCCCCACAAUCCAUCCACCGCGUCAAGCAAGGAAAUCGAAUCUGCUUUCCCUGGAGACAGUCUUUCCAAAGUCGGCACUGCGCGUGUCUUCUGGGGACCACCGACCAUUACCGCUGUUUCGACCUUGGGAGACAAGUUUGAUAACAAAAAGGGAGACGAGAGAAGGGAAAUCAUUAGGAAGGCUGUUGGAAGCGCUGUGAAGGCCGUUAAAGUCAAUUUGGAGGGUUUAAAUACGAAAGAAAAUAUUAAGAAGGUUAUCCAAGUGGAGGUCGAUGAUGCACUUGAUCCUCAUGCUGCUGCUGUUGCGGCUCAUUUGGCGGCAUUCGAAUUCACUCUCAAAACUAACCCAGUUCCGUCUCGCUUCAAUCCCAAUUUGAAGCAACCAAUUCCGGAGAAAUUCCAGUUCAGACCAAUCAAACCCUCCAGAGAAUGGGAGCGGGGAGUUACUUACGCGUAUUCUCAGAAUCUUGCCAGAACGCUUGCAGAACUCCCGGCCAACAUGAUGACACCGACCAUAUUCUGUGAACGCGUCAAGAAAGAAUUCGAGGGCGUCGCAAAUGUGGAAAUUAUCGUUAGAGAUGAGAAAUGGGCCGAAUUAAAAGGAAUGAACACAUUCCUCUCGGUCACACAUGGAACAUCUGAACCUGCCAAACUACUCGAGAUACAUUACAAAGGCGCAGAAUCAAAAGAUGAGAAACCUGUUGCACUUGUGGGUAAAGGAAUCACCUUCGACUCUGGUGGAAUUUCUUUGAAACCUGGUGAAGGCAUGAAACUCAUGCGAGGGGAUAUGGGUGGUGCUGGCGCGGUCAUCUCCGCUACCUUGGCCAUUGCUAAACUCAAACUACCCGUUAAUCUCGUUACUGUAACACCCCUUACGGAGAACAUGCCCGGCCCCGCUGCUACGAAGCCUGGUGAUAUCGUUUACGCCAUGAAUGGCAAGACCGUUGAAGUCGACAACACUGAUGCCGAGGGCCGUCUGGUUCUUUCCGAUGCUAUCUAUUACACCGGUACUGAAUACAAGCCUCAUACGCUGAUUGAUGUGGCAACAUUAACUGGUGCAAUGGUGGUCGCGGUGGGAGAGCAUUACUCUGGGGUUUUCUCCUCUUCGGAUGAACUUUGGCAAAAAUUACACGAAGCUGGGGCAUAUGAGUACGAUAGGUUUUGGCGUAUGCCUCUUGACGAAGAUUAUGGCCCCCAAAUAUACUCUUCCAACGUUGACCUCUGCAAUAACGGUGGAAGACCAGCUGGUAGUUGUACCGCCGCUUUAUUCCUCAAGAACUUCGUUCCUGGUCUCGAAGCCGAUGAGCCUACGAUUGAAUGGGCUCAUAUUGAUAUUGCUGGAGCUAAGGGAGUGAUAAGGCCGAGGGCGUAUAUGGAAGUGGGAAUGUCAGGAGCACCUGUUAGAGGUUUAAUUGAGUAUGUUAGGAGGCUUUCGGGUACUGCUUAGGCAUACAGUAUAUCCGAAUCCAAGCAUAGUAUCACUCC
Molecule: messenger RNA, 1641 nt
Organism: Marasmius oreades (fairy-ring Marasmius)
Lineage: Eukaryota; Fungi; Basidiomycota; Agaricomycetes; Agaricales; Marasmiaceae
Exons: 18
Coding region: 128-1603 (491 amino acids)
Biological process (GO): proteolysis
Cellular component (GO): cytoplasm
Molecular function (GO): metalloaminopeptidase activity; manganese ion binding
Source: RefSeq, a predicted model, not a curated record